Messenger RNA from Zingiber officinale, 2032 nucleotides. RefSeq lists its product as uncharacterized. The transcript has a single exon. NCBI's taxonomy places the organism in Eukaryota, Viridiplantae, Streptophyta, Magnoliopsida, Zingiberales, Zingiberaceae. The record is from RefSeq and is a predicted model, not a curated record. Gene Ontology annotation, cellular component: membrane. Bases 132 to 1868 code for a protein of 578 amino acids.
UAAUCAACGUUUUCGCUUCUCGAUAACAGCCAAUGGGCGUCCUCCUUUGUUUCCGUAGACUUUUCCAUGUUUAAUCACCAAACACAACUCCGCCCGACUGUUUCUCCCUCCGCUACCAGAUCGCGAUCGCGAUGCCGGAGGCCGGCGAUGCGGUCCACCUUGCAGUCCACGUCGCCCGCGGCCGGUGGUUCACCCUCUUCGCCUCCUUCCUCAUCAUGGCAUCUUCCGGCGCCACCUACAUCUUCUCCGCCUACUCCGAAGCCAUCAAGUCCGCCCUCGCCUACGACCAGCGCACCCUCAACACCCUCUCCUUCUUCAAAGACCUCGGCGCCAAUGUCGGCGUCCUUCCUGGUCUCAUCAACGAGUUCGCCCCUCCCUCCGCCGUGCUCGCCACCGGCGCCGUCAUGAAUCUCUCAGGCUAUCUCAUGAUCUACCUCGCCGUCGCCGGCCGGAUCCGCCCCCGGGUCUGGCAGAUGUGCCUCUCCAUCUGCGUCGGCGCCAACUCGCAGGCUUUCGCCAACACCGGCGCCCUCGUCGCCUGCGUCCGCAACUUCCCACACAGCCGCGGUGCCGUCCUCGGCCUCCUCAAGGGCUUCGUUGGCCUCAGCGGCGCCCUCUUCACCCAGAUUUACCUCGCUCUCUACGGCCGGCACGGGGAUUCCAAAUCGCUCAUCCUCCUCGUUGCCUGCCUCCCCUCCGCUGUCUCGCUCCUCUUCCUCCGCACUAUUCGCUACCUGAACCCUAAAUCCGAGCCGUCUCACCCCCAAUCUCACGAUUUCAAGGUCUUGUGCUCCCUCCUCUACACCACAAUCGCCCUCGCCGGCUAUCUUAUGUUCGUCAUCGUCCUCCAAAGCCGGGCGGAGUUCUCCCAACGAGCCUACGAAGCUAGCUCGGCCGUCCUCCUCUUCCUCACUGUCGUACUCCCUCUCGCCGUUGUAUUCAGAGAAGAAGCCUCAGAUCUACGGCGCCUCAAGCCAUCCAUCGAAAACCCUAAUUUGGAAUCGCCCAAAUCGAUCCCAAAUCCAAAAGUCUCGUACCUUUCUUCUCCAUCUUCCAAACCGACGCCUAAUGCAAAAAGCUCGCACCUUUCUUCUCCGCUUUCUUCAUCCCGGCCGCCGAAGAGAGGUGAGGACUUCUCCAUACUCGAAGCGGUGACGAGCGUCGACAUGAUUCUGAUCAUCUUCACCACCAUCUGCGGCGUCGGCGGCACCCUGACCGCCAUCGACAACAUGGGCCAGAUCGGGAAGUCCCUCGGCUACGACGCGCAGAGCGUUGCCACGCUCGUAUCCCUCAUCAGCAUCUGGAACUACGCUGGCCGCGUUGCCGCCGGGUUCGCCUCCGAGAUCCUGCUCGUCAACCGCCGGCUGCCGCGCCCCCUGCUGCUCGCCCUCGUCUUCCUCCUCUCCUGCGCCGGGCACCUCCUCAUCGCCUAUGGCCGCGCGCUCCACCUCGCGUCGGUGAUCACGGGCUUCUGCUUCGGCGCACAGGUGCCGCUCUACUUCGCCAUCAUUUCGGAGCUGUUCGGGCUGAAGCAUUACUCCACGCUGCACAACUUCGGCGGCGCCGCCAGCCCCGUGGGCUCCUACAUCCUCAACAUCAAGGUGGCGGGGCAACUCUACGACAGAGAGGCAGCGCGGCAGAGCACGCCGAGCUCUUCUGGCUCGCCCACGUGCGCCGGCGCGGAGUGCUUCAAGCUCGCGUUCCUGAUCAUCACGGCGGUGACGGUGGUGGGCGGCGCGGCGGUGCUGGUGCUCGUCUGGAGGACAUGGGAAUUCUACACGAAGGAGAUCCAUGCAAGGCACAGAGGAGGCGGAGAGGCGAAGAAAGGAGUCGACUUGGAGGAAGAAAUGGUGCCAAUCCUCGAUUGACACUCUGGAGAACAAAAUUCUGAAAUUCAAAGAACGAUUCAAUUCCUUUUACAGAACACACGGAAUGAAAAUAUAGAAAAGGAUUUUAGAUAAAUAAUAUUAUUAUCAGUUACAAAUUCACAUUUUGAUUUUUAAAAGCAGUACUUAUUUCUUAACGAGAUCAA